CACAUUGCUCUAUAGGGGGAAAGGUUUUGGUUAUAUCUCCACAGAAAAUGGAAUUCAGCAGUGGGUCCCUGGACGAUGGAUCAGGACCCGCGUCUCCAGAUCCUGUUCACCAGCCCCGGAGACAACUCCCCAAGGAACCGGAACCGUGCCUUCAGAAGCGAGCGCGAAACCAGCUAGAAGCUGAGGAUGCUGAGUUUGUUCCUAUCGCAGCCAUGGCCAGAUUACAGCUAAGAAAAUCCCGCCGCUCACAGCGACCAAAUUUAAAUCCCCUCCCUACAUGGGGACAAUUAAAGAAAUUGACCAUAGAAGGGCAACGGCUUGUCCUUCAAGCAGGAAAGCCUUUAAACCCCGAAAACUUGUUUUUAGCUUUAUGUGCCUUGCUCACCGUUGCAUCGGGGACUGAGUCUUCCAGAUCCAAAGAAAAUAACUGACGGAGCUCCUAUAUUUCAACAAAAGACGGCUCUCUUGUGGUGGGGAGAUGGUGGAAUCGCUAACCCUGCUGUUGCAGCCGAAGAAUACCCUCAUCACCUUCAAAAUCAUAUUUGGAAGAUCCCAGCCGCUAUGCAACCUGUAACCUUGUACAAUGUUUCAUAUUCAGGGACUAGUCGAUCUGUAUCUACUACUUAUAAUUUUACUAGGUUUAAAAUGUAUAAUAUUACUGUUUGUGCACCUCUACCUUAUGUCUUUUUAGUGGGAACUUUUAAUUUUACACAUUUUUCUUGUACUUGUUUAAAUUGUCAAUUGUUUACAUGCUUAAAUAGCACACUAAAUUUCACUAAGCCUUAUACAGUUAUGCUGUUACAACAAAAAACUCAUAUUUGGUUGCCUGUAAAUUUAACUCGACCUUGGUCUCAAGACCCGGUAAUUUCUGUUACUACUGAAUUUUUUAAACAUCUGUUAAAACGUACAAAAAGAUUUAUUGGAAUAGUGGUUGCUGUACUGUUAAGUCUGAUAACUGUAGCCUCUCUAGCAGCAGUCUCAGGAGUAGCUUUACAUACCUCUUUGCAAGAAAAACAUGUUGUCGAAUUAUGGCAUGAGAAUUCUCAUGAACUUUGGUUAACUCAGUGGCAAAUAAACGCCAAACUACAACAACAAAUAGACCUCCUUAAACAAACAGUUGAAUGGAUGGGUAGAAAAAUAUUGGCUCUUCAGCAUCAAGUGUUUUUAAAAUGUGAUUGGAAUUCAACUACUUUCUGUAUAACCCAACGACCUUAUAAUCAGACAGAACUUGAAUGGGAAAUGAUUAGAAUGUAUUUAAAUGGAAACACCUCUGCCCAGGAGGAAAUAGAAUCUUUGCAUAAUCAAAUUGACAAGGAUUUUGCAAAGCAAAAUGAUGAUGAAUCUCUAGCACAAUUCGCGCAAUUGCUUGCUCAAUCUUUGAAAGGAUUAGAUUCCAAAGGAAUCUGGCAGAGCAUUACCCACACUUUUAGUGGCAUGGGACUUAGUUUAAUUAUAGUUCUCAUUGCCAUAGUUCUUGUGUAUUUUUACUGCAUAAGACGAAAUGCUAUUAAUAACCUGAUCUUAUGGAAAUUGUUGUUAAAAAAUAAAAAGGAAGGAAGUGUGGGGGAUGAGGUGUCACUUUGUAGGCCCAACCCCCUCUAACCUGCAAUUUACAAUAGCCGCCCUGGUAUGCGAGAAGGAGGUAGAACGGGAAUGCCUGUUCUCAGUGAGCCCUCACCCUCUGGAAUCCAUACUGUGAGCUGGCUUUGUUUUGCAGAAGUCUUGAGGAAGUGGCUGGCCACCCUUUGUGACACUAACAGCAGACAAAUUAACAACAUUCUUGAGCUAAUGAAUUUCUUCCUGGGCUAGAGAAGUUGUGAGAACUGGUUGUGAUUAUUUACUUCACUUAGAUAGUUUUAGAAUAAACAUUGUAGUCUGUCACGUUGUAGCUUGCCACAAAGAAUGCCUUUUCACUACUUAAUUAUCUGGGCUCUGUGAAUUGAUCGGGUUUACUAUAUAUGAAUCCUAAAAUAAAGAUUGUGCGUACAGUGCAGUGCAGUGCAGUGUAACGCGGUGCAGACAGCAAAGGUGUCUCUCCUGUCUUUCUUUUCCAAGCGCUGUACCCCCCGUGUCCCGACAAGGCGUGCGUGUUUACCUUGCCCGGAGUUCAGAGUGCUCUAGACACUCACGACAGUCUU
Cavia porcellus (domestic guinea pig) is the source of this 2138-nucleotide messenger RNA. RefSeq names its product endogenous retrovirus group K member 18 Env polyprotein-like. Gene Ontology annotation, molecular function: structural molecule activity. The record is from RefSeq and is a predicted model, not a curated record. Bases 562 to 1602 code for a protein of 346 amino acids. Lineage: Eukaryota; Metazoa; Chordata; Mammalia; Rodentia; Caviidae. The transcript is spliced from 2 exons.